AGACAUCCGGAGACGCCAGAUAACAUCUGAUGUGUCGCCUUCAGUUGAGAGGCGUUGACACAAACAUAUUUCUUGUGUGAAGCCGCCAUUGAAAACAGAAGUUUGAUGCACUGCGACAGCUAAACGUGGGGUACGAUUUCACAUGCUAUAUAUAUGCUCUGUGACUCGUGUCACUGGGCUAUUUAAAUGCCAACCUCAGAUUUGUACUGUUGGAUUGUCAGAACGGUAGGCCGCUGGAGGCUAUAGCACCAUGAUGGACCUUUUCGAGACCAACGCGUACUUCUUCAAUGAUCUGCGCUUCCUCGGAGGAGAUAAUGGACCACUGCAGACCCUGGAAAUGUCGGCCGAGUCUCCUCUGUACAGGACCAGCGACAGCCCCACGUCGCCAGGGCCGGAUCGGGUUCCAUCCGAGACCGGAUGCGACAGCAGCGGUGAGGAGCACGUCCUGGCACCGCCAGGGCUGCAGCAGCACUGCGCUGGUCAGUGCCUCAUCUGGGCCUGCAAGAUCUGCAAGAGAAAGUCCGCCCCGACGGACAGGCGCAAGGCGGCCACGCUCCGCGAGAGGAGGCGUCUCAAGAAGAUCAACGAAGCUUUUGAGGCUUUAAAGAAGAAGACUGUGCCCAAUCCGACUCAGCGGCUGCCCAAAGUGGAGAUUUUACGCAGCGCUAUCAAUUACAUUGAGAAACUACAGGACCUGUUGCGGUCGCUGGAUGAGCAGGAGAAAAUACAGGCAAAUGGUCCAUUGCAUUAUAACACAAAAGACCAACAUGUGCCAAGCACAGAGCACUUCGGGAGUAAGACGUAUCGUAUCUGGCCGAACAUUACCGAUCAUUCCAGUGUUCCCGUGAUGAAUCAAAGGGAAGACAUGGAGGUCCCAGAGGCCUGUCGCUUCUCGCCAUCCGAGGCUUUCUACGACGGUGGCUGCUCAUCCUCACCGGAAGGCCCAGACUUCCCGGAAGGCUUCGGUCUCGGGGAACUGCCGGGCUCGGACGAGGAGGAGCACGUGCGGGCACCCCACGGCCACCACCAGGCCGGCCACUGCCUGGCGUGGGCCUGCAAGGCGUGCAAACGCAAAUCUAGCACGGUGGACCGCAGGAAGGCCGCCACUAUGCGCGAGAGGCGGCGGCUGAAGAAGGUCAACCACGCCUUCGAGACUCUGCGCCGCUGCACCUCCACCAACCCCAACCAGAGGCUCCCCAAGGUGGAGAUCUUACGCAACGCUAUCCAGUACAUCGAGAGCCUGCAGGAGCUGCUCCGUGAGCAGGUGGAAUGCUUCUACAGCCUGCCGGAGGAGAGCGGCUCUGAACCAGGCAGCCCCACGUCCAGCUGCUCAGAUGGCUUGGUUGGCUGUAACAGCCCUGUUUGGCCUUUCAUUAAUAAAAGCUAUGGGAAUAUGUACAACCACCAAAUAUUCACUGUGAGCACCAAGGAGAGGAGUCCAGGAGCAUCCAGCCUGCAGUGCCUGUCCAGCAUCGUAGACCGCCUGUCAUCGGUUGACGCCAGCAGCCUAGCAGUAGCUAACGACUUGGCCAGAUUCUCGCCAUCCAGCUCCGACUCCCAGCCUAGCACUCCGGAAGCCGCCCGCGCCAGUCCCGUCUACCACGUGCUGUAAAGUACCCGCCCAGCUCCGCAAAGCAUAUUUAUAAUAUAUUUACUUUUUAUUUUUUUUCUUGGGGAUGGGGGAUGAAAUUUGUUCUUUUCUAAAUCUGGGUAUGUGAAAUUAGAAUGGCACAAGGACUUGUACAUAAGCAUUGUAAAUGUCACAUUUAUUAUGUUCUUUUUAUACUUUGUAAUGUAACAUAUUUAAUUGAACGUCUAAAAUGAAAUAAAAUAUAAA
This is a messenger RNA of Paramormyrops kingsleyae, 1837 nucleotides long. The record is from RefSeq and is a predicted model, not a curated record. Lineage: Eukaryota; Metazoa; Chordata; Actinopteri; Osteoglossiformes; Mormyridae.